Molecule: messenger RNA, 2676 nt
Organism: Acanthosepion pharaonis
Lineage: Eukaryota; Metazoa; Mollusca; Cephalopoda; Sepiida; Sepiidae
Source: the annotation of a GenBank genome assembly
AUGUUUUUAAUUUUUCACUUUUCGUCAUUUCGUCCGCCCCUUUCUCCUCUCUCAGCCCGCCUCACGCAAGAUAUUUUAUUGCUGGUAAUAUUUUUUAUCUAUCUAUCUAUCUAUCUAUCUAUCUAUAUAUCUAUCUAUCAAAUUCUGUUAAUUAUCUAUCUAUCUAUCUAUCUAUCAUAUUCUGUUAAUUAUCUAUCUAUCUAUCUCAACAAGAUUUUUAUUGCUGGUAAUGUUUUUUAUCUAUCUAUCUAUCUAUCUAUCUAUCUAUCUAUCUUUCACAUUCUGUUAAUUACUUAUCUCAUUCUGUCAUCUAUCUAUCUAUCUAUCUAUCUAUCUAUCUCAGUUCAAAGGUUUUUAUCUUUUUUCUUUUCUCUCUUGUGUAGACAAAGUUCUCUUCCUGGUGACCAAACUCCCUUCUUUCCUCACUUAUUUUCCUCUUGUCCGCCGGGAAAUUAUGCUUUUCUUUUACGGCCGCUAGAAGAUGAAAAUUUACUUGAGCACGUGGAAAAAUACUUUUUGACAACGCACGUGUUUGCAUCUUCGUCUUCUUCUGAAUCGGCUUUAGUUCCAAACUCCACUUACGGACUUCUUUUCAAACUUUCUUUUCUGGGGCUUCUUCAAGAGGACUUCUCAAAACUUUCUCUGAAGAGGAAACUUGCCCUCAGCAAUUUUGUUACCCAUGAAUCCUUACUUAUGGGCAAACGCAGGGAGAGAGAAAAACGAACCUCUUCUCUAAGCGGUUUUAUUUCAUUCAUGGUUUAUUUUACCUCUUUUCUUUCUUUCUUUCCUUCUUCCUUUUUCCCUUCCUUUCCUUUUUUUUCUUCCUUCUUUCCUUCCUUUCUUCCUUAUUCCUUCCUUUCUUCCAUCCUACCUACCUUCCUUCCUUCAUUCAUUCAUUCCUUCAUUCCAUCCUUUCAUUCCUUCCUUCUUUCUUUCCUUCCUUCCUCCCUCCCUCCCUUCCUUCCUUCCUUCUUUCUUUCCUUCCUUCUUCCCUUCCUUCCUUCCUUACUCCUUCCUUUCUUUCUCCUUUUUCCUUCAUUCCUUCCAUUCUUUCUUCCUUAUUCCUUCCUUUCUCUCAUUCUUAUUCUUUCUUUCUUUCUUUCUUUCUUUCUUUCUUUCUUUCUUUCUUUCUUCAAUUCUUUCAUCCUACCUUCCUUUCUUUUUUCUUACUUCAUUCCUUCAUUUCUUCCUUCCUUAUUUCCUUCCUUUCUUCCUUACUCCUUCCUUCCUUUCUUUUUUCCUUUCUUUCUUUCUCCUUUUUUCUUAAUUUCUUUCUUUUCUUUCUUCCUUAUUCCUUCCUUUCUCUCUUUCUUAUUCCCCCCUUUCUUUCUUUCUUACUUUCUUCAUUCCUUCAUUUCUUCCUUCCUUCCUUAUUUCCUUACUUUCUUCUUUCCUCCUUUACUCCUUCCUUCCUUCGUUUUUUCCUUCCUUAGUUCCUUACUUUCUUCCUUCCUUCCUUACUCCUUCCUUCCUUUCUUUCUUCCUUUCUUUCUCCUUUUUUCCUUCAUUCCUUCCUUUCUUUCUUCCUUAUUCCGUCAUUUCUUCCCUCCUUCUUUCCUUUCUUUCUUCCUUACUCUUUCCUUCCUUCCUACCUUUCUUCCUCUAUUUUCAUUUAAACCUUUAUUCUAUAUAUUUUACGUCUCUCUCUUCUUCGUUUUCUGCUUUCCAUUCUUAACAUCUUUUUUCAUUACAUCAUUUCGUCCUCCUUUCUUUCCUUACUGUCUUCCUUCCUUCCUUCCUUUUUUCCUUCCUUUCUAUCUCCUUUUUCAUUCUUUUCUUCUUUCUUUCUUCCUUAUUCCUUCCUUUCUUCCAUCCUAUCUUCCUUCCUUCCUUUCUUUCUUUCUUCAUUCAUUAAUUUCUUCUUUCCUUAUUUCUAUACUUUCCCCCUUCCUUCCUUUCUUUUUCCUUAAUUCCUUCUUUUCUUUCUUCCUUAUUCCUUCCUUUCUCUCUUUCUUAUUCCCUCCUUUAUUUCUUUCUUUCUUUCUUCAUUCCUUCAUUUCUUCCUUCCUUCUUUCCUUAUUUUCUUUCUUCCUUCCUUUCUUACUCCUUCUUUCCUUUCUUUCUUCCUUUCUUUCUCUUUUUUCCCUUCAUUCCUUCCUUUCUUUCUUCGUUAAUCCUUCCUUUCUCUCUUCCUUAUUCCCUGCUUUCUUUCUUUCUUUCAUUUCUUCCUUCCUUCUUUCCUUACUUUCUUUCUUCCUUCCUUACUCCUUGUUUCCUUUCUUUCUUUCUCCUUUUUUCCUUCCUUCCUUUCUUAUUCCUUCCUUAUUCUCUCCUUUCUUCCUUUCUUUAUUCCUUCAUUUCUUCCUUCCUUCUUUUCUUUCUUUCUUCUUUACUCCUUCCUACCUUUCUCCCUCUAUUUUAUUUAAAGCUUUAUUCUUUAUAUUUUAUAUGUCUCUCUCUUCGUUUUCUGCUUUCCAUUGUUUAACAUCUAUCUUUUUUUUACCUCUCCAUUAUUUUCCCUCGUGUUUUUAUUCUCUUUCUACCUCCCCCUCAUUCCCUCCUUCGCUCUUUCUUUCUGUCUUUAUUACUUUCUUUCUCUCUUUCUUUCUUUCUUUUUCGUUUUCAUUUGCAUUUAUUUUCUUCGUUUUCUCCCUCACUCUCUUUUCUCUCUUUCCAUAUCUUCUUUUUUUCUAUUAUUUUUCUACUUCUUUUAAUCCGAUUGUUCUUUUAGCUUAG